This is a messenger RNA of Perognathus longimembris pacificus (Pacific pocket mouse), 1989 nucleotides long. It is a transcript of the gene Nim1k, whose product is annotated as NIM1 serine/threonine protein kinase. The record is from RefSeq and is a predicted model, not a curated record. Bases 609 to 1919 code for a protein of 436 amino acids. NCBI's taxonomy places the organism in Eukaryota, Metazoa, Chordata, Mammalia, Rodentia, Heteromyidae. Gene Ontology annotation, molecular function: protein serine/threonine kinase activity; tau-protein kinase activity; ATP binding. The transcript has 3 exons. Gene Ontology annotation, biological process: protein phosphorylation; microtubule cytoskeleton organization; intracellular signal transduction. Gene Ontology annotation, cellular component: cytoplasm.
UCCGGACCUAGAGGAAGGCUCAUCUAAAUAAAGGCUGAGUGGCAUUCCAAGGAUCUCCUCCUUCUCUGGCCACCUGUGUGACUCUGAUUAGUGAGACUCUUCUUCCCUAGGAUCCAGGACCCUUGGAAUGUGACAGCAAGAGUUGCUCAGAAUGCAGAAGAUCAGAGAGAAGCUCUAGCCAGCAGCAGGGCCUUGGCAGCCUCUCAAGAGAUUUCACACACUGGAGUGAAAGAUUCCCUGUCCCUUAGUGGGAGCAGUCUCCUGGGCCUGUGUCUAGGGAUAUCACCCCCUAUUUCAGAGCACCAGGCACCUCACUGAGGAGGAGCUGUGAACACAGGACAUGUGCCUAAGUGCAUAGUGUAGGCUUAGAAGUUCAAGGUGAUCAAAAAGUGAGCAGAGCUCUGAGUGAAGUGAGUAACCUUCACCAAGGCUGGGAAGCCUCUGGUCCCUCUCAUUGAGGCUCAACAAGGAGAUUUGCCCUGCUGAUAGGAGGACCCACGGACAUUGGAUUGGUUCCCACCUUCUACCCUCUGGGCCUCUGCCUCCUUCACCAGCUGCCCUGACCAGUGUCUUUUGGGUUGAGAUGGAAACAUGAACCUCCCCGGACAAUGACAGCAGUGCUGGUGCCUGGAAGCAGUAUGGUGAACUCCCAUUAUGCCAAGUGGGACCGCCGUGACAGCGUUGAAAGUGGCUGUCAGACUGACUACAGCAAGGAGGUGGAGGAGGGACAGCCCCACCAGCUGACGCCCUUCGAGAAGCUGACACAGGACAUGUCCCAAGAUGAGAAAGUGGUGAGGGAGAUUACGCUGGGGAAACGCAUUGGCUUCUACCGCAUCCGAGGGGAAAUCGGAAGUGGAAACUUUUCCCAAGUCAAGCUGGGGAUCCACUCCCUGACAAAAGAAAAGGUGGCCAUUAAGAUUCUGGACAAGACCAAGUUAGACCAGAAAACCCAAAGGCUCCUAUCCCGAGAAAUCUCUAGUAUGGAAAAACUGCACCAUCCCAACAUCAUUCGCCUUUAUGAAGUUGUGGAAACCCUCUCCAAGCUCCACCUGGUGAUGGAGUAUGCAGGGGGUGGGGAGCUGUUCGGAAAAAUUAGCACUGAGGGGAAGCUCUCUGAACCAGAAAGCAAGCUCAUCUUCUCCCAGAUUAUCUCUGCCGUGAAGCACAUGCAUGAAAACCAAAUUAUUCACAGAGACCUGAAGGCAGAAAAUGUAUUUUACACCAGUAGCACUUGUGUGAAAGUGGGUGAUUUUGGAUUCAGCACAGUCAGUAAAAAAGGUGAAAUGCUGAACACCUUCUGUGGGUCUCCGCCCUAUGCUGCACCUGAACUUUUCCGUGAUGAGCACUAUGUAGGUGUGUAUGUGGACAUCUGGGCCUUGGGUGUGCUUUUGUACUUCAUGGUGACAGGUAUGAUGCCAUUUCGGGCAGAGACUGUGGCCAAACUAAAGAAGAGUAUCCUUGAGGGUUCCUACAAUGUUCCCCCACAUGUGUCAGAGGCCUGCCACCGGCUCAUCCGGGGAGUCCUUCAGCCUGUACCCACUGAGAGGUUUGGAAUCAACUACAUCAUGAACAAUGAAUGGAUGCAAGGGGUGCCAUACCCCACUCCUCUAGAACCUUUCCAACUGGAUCCUAAACAUUUGUCAGAAACCAGCACCCUCAAAGAAGAAGAAAAUGAGGUGAAAAGCACUUUGGAACAUUUGGGUAUUACAGAAGAGCAUAUCCGAAAUAACCGAGGGAGAGAUGCUCGAAGUUCUAUCACCGGAGUCUAUAGAAUCAUUUUACACAGAGUGCAAAGGAAAAAGGCUUUGGAAAAUUUGCCAAUAAUGAUGCUACCAGAGCCCAAGGAAAAAGACCUAAAGAAAGGGGCCCGUGUCUGCAGAGGCAUAAGAAACACAUCUAAAUUCUGUUCAAUUUUAUAAACUGCAUCAAGCUCUUGGCAAUUCACCAAGAUGACGGUUGCUGCUUUAAUUUUUUUCAUAUACAACUUUG